AGGAUUUUACCAUCGAUGUCAACAGCCAUCAGUGCGUCCAUCUCUACACCUUCAGCCAAUGGUGUUAAAAACACAAUACAUUCAGACUCACUUCAUGUUACGGAAAGAAAUCCUUCAACCAUUUCCACCCACCAAACACCCGAUUCCACAUCUAAUCAGAAAGAUGCAGCUAGAGUACCUGUUUGCUUGAUAAAGCUAGUCCGGUCUAUUGUCAGGACGUUUUACUCCAGAGAACAUUCACUUAUCGUCGAUAUGCUGGUACGGAAUACAAUCAUGAAAGAAGACGAUCUAUGUGAAAGACUUCGAUUUGAACGGAAACAACUGAGACAGUAUCUACAUACCCUGAAAUGUGACCAAUUUAUCAAAUCUAAAUUACAGUUGGAAACGGAUGCUGAUGGGAAAACUACUAAGAUUACACAUUAUUUUAUUGAUUAUAAGCUAUUUGUUAAUGUGGUCAAAUAUCGGUUAGACCAAAUGCAACGUCGAUUGGAAGCUGAACAACGUCAAUCGACAAGUCGAGCCAGUUUCAAGUGUUCUUCGUGUAAUACAACGUAUACAGACUUGGAAGUUGAUCGGUUAAUGGAUUUCACUAAUCCAGGAAAACUUGUUUGCGUUUACUGUCGUGGUGAGGUUUGUGAAGAAGAAGAUAAUGCCUCACGUACAGAUGCACGUGCAUUGAUCGCCAAAUUUCACCACCAGGUUCGAGAUCCGAUUGAUCUGAUGCUCCGUGAAUGUGAUGAAAUACACUUGUCACCUGCUAUACUUGAACCAGAAAUUCGUCCCCUUGAACCUUUGAACGAUGAUACUGUAGAUGGAACACAAACUGCAGCUCAAAAUUCCAAUCUGGAUUGUUUGGAUUUUGGCGAGUCGAGCAAGCGAAACGCAUCCACUUUUGGUCCAACUGAAAGCAGUGUUCGAAUUGUGCUGAGUGGAAGCUCAAACGGUUCAGCUCAGGUAGUCAAGGAAAGACCUAUUUGGAUGUCUGACAGUACUAUCAGCCUCAACCCAACAACUGGAGUUAGUGAGGCCGAUUCCCAAGCAACUACCUUUUCAAACACAAUAAACUUUCAUUCAAGUCACACUGCUGACGACUCUAUUACUCAAACAAUGGCACCUGGAAGGGUACCUUCUGCAUCUACUACCACAACUAACAGUAGUUCCCAUAAUAGACUAACAGAUGCAUCUAGUUCAGUUGCUAAUAUGGUGACAAAUGCAACAAGCAGUGCAUCUACUACUUCUGGUGACAUUAUGCAGCUCUUACUAGUCCAUGAAAGACGUGGUUUACCCAGCCAGCAUGCCGCUAAAAAUACUGCAAGUAAGUGAGCGUAAUCUUGGUAGCAUACUAUUUUCGGUAUAUACUACAAAUAAUGUUUUUUUUUUAGGCCGCAACAAUGCACAGAAACCUGCAUCUCCCCAGUCGGACUCCUUGAUUCCUGCAGG
Heterobilharzia americana is the source of this 1440-nucleotide messenger RNA. Lineage: Eukaryota; Metazoa; Platyhelminthes; Trematoda; Strigeidida; Schistosomatidae. The record is from the annotation of a GenBank genome assembly.